UUUUGGUGCCUGGAUUUCCCCCUGGCUACGGUCCCAGGCCACCCAGGGUAUUAAAACUACUAUCCCCAAAUUAUGCCUCAUAACAACAGGAGCGGACAACCUGUAUAACGACUUUCCUGAAUUAAUAUCCAUUUAUCUACACAAUGUCUUGGGGCUUUAACCUUGACCAUGAAAUCCGGAUUAUCCAUCUUGGCUAUGAGAACCACAACAGACAGACGCAACAUGACACCUACACCUCAUUAAUGAUUACACCUUAAUUUAAAACACUGCAGGCCUUGUAAACUGUGUAAGCUGUCAUGCCAAUUAUUUUAGCAGACAGUACAAAGAUGACGACUGAAGAUAAAGAUCCCAACCAUGACGCAAACCAUCAUGUUCACUUUUCUGAAGACACAGAUCAAAUGGGCAACACCGCCAUAGUCAUCAAGGAAAAAUCUGCUGGUAAUGAAUAUGAAGCCCAUGUAGGGUUCCUUCAGCUUCAUCAUCGAUAUCUGAUCACAGUAAGACUACCAUUAAAGGAUGCCAGUGAUGGGUAUCAAGUGGGACAAAUACAAGGUGUUUACUGCCAUGCUCAGAGACUCCAGGAGGUUGAGGAUGGCCUGGAGGUGACCCUUGAACUGUUAGCCCACAAGGAAAAAUUACUCCGCGAGAAGAUAAUCCUACUAAGACCUACUGGAAGUGAACUCAAACUGACUGUUCUCGCUCGUGUCUUAGGUAGAGGAAAAGGAACGCCAAUGUUACGCGAUGGCAUACACUGCAUCAGCGUCGAGCCGGAUGAUGACUCGGAAAGCACUGACUGGCAAGGCUUCACAUAGACGCUCAGAUUCACGAUAAUUACUACAUAAACGGCGUGUUCGUCCCUUAUCACACAUUCCUUCACUAGUGUUUAAUCUACUCUCAUAACAUUUUUAAUGAUACUAUACAUUUCCAUUCUCAUAUUGGAUGAGCAUGCCAAAUAUUAAACAUCCAAAAUAUUAUCUUUGGAAUAUUAUUAAUGUUGAAAUACUGUAAUGCUGUUUUAUGAUAUUUGUUUGGUUGUUUUAUGUACAGGUUACCUUCAUUUAUGCUGGCUUGGCAACAACUAGAUUCAUAUAUAAGCAGCUAAUGUUUACUAUCCAAGUUUCAUUUAUCUGGGUAACGUUCACAAGUAUGUGCAUGAAACACAACCCUUGGUGUAAAUGAGGAACACCUAUAUGUAUACUGUAUAUGUAUACAUACGUACAUACAUAUAUAUUUAAUACUAUACCACUUCAUAUUAAAGUGGUUACAUAAUACCACUCAUACAUACUGUAUUUCCACAUUUUGUUAACCUCAUCUAUUACAUGUACUGUACUGUAACUGUACUGUACUGUACUGUACUCUACUGUACUCUACUGUACUGUACUGUACUAUACUGUACUCUACUGUACUCUACUGUACUGUACUAUAUUUAGCAGUGAAUAUAUUAUGACAUGCAAGUUUCUUUAGGUGUUUAUGAUGAUGUACUUUUGGAUUCUUUAC
This is a messenger RNA of Homarus americanus (American lobster), 1497 nucleotides long. Its product is annotated as UPF0687 protein C20orf27-like. The coding region runs from base 297 to 812 and encodes 171 amino acids. The record is from RefSeq and is a predicted model, not a curated record. Lineage: Eukaryota; Metazoa; Arthropoda; Malacostraca; Decapoda; Nephropidae. The transcript has 6 exons.